GCUAGGUACGCAGUAGCAGUUUCGCGUCGGGCAGCUAGUAAAACAUUGGACCAAUGCCUUAGAAAACAUUUUUUCUUCGCCUCUUCAGAUAAUAUGAAUGUUGUCCGUUGAUUCCAAAUGGACGUUGUUCAUUAGAAUAACCGCAAAACACCGAUGUUAGCGUUGGACUUCUUAUUAUUUGCAGCGGCCACAUUUUCCGUUUUUGGCCGAGCUAGCUAACUAGCUAGCAUAGCUACUGUUAACCUCAAGAUAGCCUGUUAGCAACGCCUAUAAUGGCACAGCCAGGGAGCGACUCGAUGAAGAAAGCCUAGACCCUGCAUGGCGACCAACUGGCAGCAGUGGGAGUGAGCAGCCAAUCAGCCAAGGCCACCAGUAGCAUCAUGGCGUCCCGUCAGAGGAACUCGGUCCGGAUCCUGUCCAGCCGGGAGCGAGGCUCCCAGACGUUUGGCUCGCAGAGGCUCCUGCAGCUGCUGGUGGAGGAGAAAGUCCGCUGGAUGAAAUGGCAGAGUCAGAAAGUGGAGCUGCCGGACAGCCCUCGCUCAACCUUCCUGCUGGCUUUCAGCCCCGACAGGACUCUGAUGGCUUCUACACAUGUCAACCACAACAUUUACAUAACAGAGGUGAAGACUGGAAAGUGCCUACAUUCCUUAGUGGGCCACCGUAGAACCCCCUGGUGUGUGACCUUUCACCCCACAAUCCCCGGCCUGGUGGCCUCUGGGUGCCUUGACGGUGAAGUCCGCAUCUGGGACCUUCAUGGCGGCAGUGAGAGUUGGUUCACAGAGAGCAAUGUUGCCAUCGCCUCCCUGGCUUUCCACCCGACUGCUCAGCUCCUCUUGAUCGCCACCAACAACGAGCUGCACUUCUGGGACUGGAGCCGACCGGAGCCCUUCGCCGUGGUCAAGACAGGCAGCGACACAGAGAGAGUCCGGUUGGUGAGGUUCGACCCUCUCGGUCACAAUCUGCUGACGGCGAUCGUGAAUCCAUCCAACCAGCAGAAUGAGGAGGACUCGGAGGUUCCUAUGGACAGUGUUGAGAUGCCUCACUUCCGCCAGCGAUCCUUCCUGCCUUCUCAGCCAGUUCGCCGCACACCAAUCCUCCACAACUUCCUUCACAUCCUGUCGUCUCGCUCCCCGGGGGCUCAGACAGGAGCUGAGCAAUCAAGGCCUCUCAGUGAAAAUGGAAGUGGUGUCGGAGAAUCUCCCAGCAUGCCUCUGCCACAGUACCCCAGCUCUGAGCGUGGGCCUCCCUUCCCGGGCUGCACCCAGCACCUGGGCAUGGUUUGUCUGUGUAGUCGUUGCUCUGUCAAUCGCAGCCCUUCCCUGGCCCCGAGUGUGACCCCCUCUGAUCCCAGAGUGUCCUCUGACCCUCCACAGCCUCCCCCAGCUUCCACGUUCUCUUCAGCCCGUACAGAACCCCGGCAGCCCUCAGAACGACCCUCAGCCUUUACCUCAGUCUAUUACAGCGCUGGCACGUCUCUUAAUCCCACCGCACCAAGCGGCAUCGAGCCGCACUCCACCACUAGGCCAGGGCCGGACUGGACACGCAACCUGCUGAGUAUGAGGGAAGGUGGGGUUGGUCCAGGUAUGCUGCCUCCCAGAACCUCCUCCUCCUCCAUCAGCCUGCUUUCAGUGCUCCGUCAGCAGGAUGGCUCCUCUCAGUCCCCCGUCUACACCUCUGCCUCUGAAGGACGGGGUUUCCCCCAACAAGGGGAUCCGGGGGCCCGAGACACUGCCGGUACGAGCAGCGGACAUCAUCCGUUCUGGGACGGCUCUCGAAGCAACACGGCUUCCUUCCGCAACGUGUUGCAGUGCAACCUGAGCCGCUACUUCAUGGAGUUUGAUCGCAUGCAGGACCUGGAGCCGCCUUUAGGGGGCAGCAUGGCGGAUGGAGGUCAGGAGCAGAGCCAAGAGUUGCUGAAUAAUAACAUGGACCCAGAGAGACCCGGGCCGUCCUCAUCCUCCUCCACCUCUUCCCCUACUAUCAUCCACUACCAGCCUCCUCUCCCCCCUCCUCCUUCCUCCCACAGCCUGGAGAACAAUGUUCCUCCCCCGGCCUCCCGGGGCCAUCUGAACCGCUGCCGGGCCUGCCACAACCUGCUGACCUUCAACCAUGAUUCUCAGCGCUGGGAGCGCACAAGCCAGUCCUCCUCCACCUCUGCCUCCUCUCUGGAGCCCUCCUCCUCUUCCUCCUCUUUCCCUCCUUCUUCUUCACCCUGGCAGCCUGAGGAGGGCAGGAGGACUCUAGAAGCCCAACCUCCAGAGAGGAGGGCGCCUCCAGAGCCAAGCGAGCAGCUGCCUCCUCCUGGAGCUGGAGGAGCAGCAACAGUGGCCUUCCCGAUAGGCCCGACCCCCAGCCAGACCGGAGAGCAGACAGUGGGCCUGGUGUACAACCAGGACACUGCGCAGUGGGAGAGGGUGUACCGGCAGGCAGCUGCUGGCAGAUCGGGAGAGCCGCCGGAGGCCUUAAGCCAAGAAAUGCCUGUUGACCCCCCAGACGAGGACUCCCUGAGGAGGCGACUGUUGGAAUCAUCUCUGCUGUCGCUGUCUCGUUAUGACAUGUCAGGAUCAAGAGACCACCCCAUCUACCCCGAUCCAGCCAGGCUGUCUCCAGCUGCUUACUACGCCCAGAGGAUGAUCCAGUAUCUGUCGAGGCGGGACAGCAUUCGACAGCGUUCGCUUCGCUACCAGCAGAACCGCCUCCGGGCCAUGUCGUCUUCGUCCGACAGCCCCACCAGCAACCCGUCCAACUCCAUGGACAACAGCGAUGUGGACUUUGAGGAGCUGGAUGAUAAUGGAGACAGAGCGAGACACAGGACUCCACGUAACGCCAGGAUGUCUGCACCCUCGCUCGGUCGCUUCGUUCCACGGCGUUUCCUCCUCCCUGAGUAUCUGCCCUAUGCUGGGAUCUUCCAUGAACGUGGGCAACCUGGGCUGGCCACACACUCCUCUGUCAACAGAGUCCUCGCUGGUGCAUCGAUCGGGGACGGUCAGUCUGCAGUCGCCAGCAACAUCGCUAACACCACCUACCGACUGCAGUGGUGGGACUUCACCAAGUUUGACCUGCCUGAGAUCAGCAACGCCUCGGUCAACGUUCUGGUGCCAAACUGUAAGAUCUACAACGACGCGAGUUGCGACAUCUCUGCAGACGGUCAGCUGCUGGCGGUCUUCAUUCCCAGCAGCCAGCGGGGUUUUCCAGACGAGGGCAUCUUGGCCAUCUACUCUCUGGCUCCCCACAACCUGGGAGAGAUGCUCUACACCAAGAGAUUUGGUCCAAAUGCCAUUUCUGUCAGCUUGUCUCCGAUGGGCUGCUACGUGAUGGUCGGCCUGGCCUCUCGCAGGAUCCUGCUGCAUCCCACCACAGACCACAUGGUGGCGCAAGUCUUCCGUCUGCAGCAGCCUCACGGAGGGGAGACGUCCAUCAGGAUGGUGUUCAACGUGGUCUACCCGAUGGCUCCAGACCAGAGGCGCCACGUCAGCAUCAACUCUGCUCGCUGGCUGCCGGAUCCGGGGAUGGGUCUGGCUUAUGGAACCAACAAGGGAGACCUGGUCAUCUGCCGGCCUGUGUUCUAUCGUAGUGACGGUGAGAGCCCUGCAGAGUCGAGCAGUGAACCUUUGUUCUCUGUCAACAACAGUGGGACCAGCCGGACCCGAGGCUCUGACAGACCGGGGCCAAACCGCUCUGGCUGGAGACUGGACAGAGACAUGGGUUUGAUGAACGCUAUUGGUCUUCAGCCUCGACACCCCGCGCCUUCAGUGACAUCACAAGGAACCCAGACACCCAUCAUCCAGCUGCAGAACGCUGAGACACAGACGGAGAGGGACCUAUCAGAGCCCAGCGCCUCCCAGCAAGCACCCAAUGUCCCUCCUGAGACUCCGUCCACAAGUGGAGCAGCUGCGGGGCAGCCGGAGGCGUCUCAGACCAGCAGAGGUCAGGACAGCAGCCAGGCUGAAGCUUCAGCAGAGGCCAACACACCCACAGCCAGCGCUGGUGAGUCUGCGGAGUUCGGCUCAGGUGAAGACGCUCUGGCACGAAUCCGCCGGCUGAUCGCUGAAGGCGGGAUGACAGCAGUGGUGCAGCGGGAGCAGAGUACCACCAUGGCGUCCAUGGGCGGCUUCGGAAACAACAUCAUCGUCAGUCAUCGCAUCCACCGCGGCUCCCAGACGGGCGCUGGGGCGUCAAGGCCCGCGGUCGACUCGGCCCCCUCCACAUCAGGUCCUCUCCUCAUCACCCAGCCCCAACCCUACAGCCCCCCGCAGGCUUCAUCUGAACAGCUGGCUCCCGUGUGGGGCCCCCAGGUGCUGUCGGGCCCCCAGACCCCCGGCCUCUCUCUGGCUGUGGACAUGGACGACGUGUUUGAUGGGGGCCGAACAGACGACGACUCCCUGCCGGGUCCCUCUUCUUCCUCCCUGCUGUUGUCUUCCCCCUCUUCCUCCUCGUCCUCCUCGUCCUCCGUCAGCCCCCUCCCUGGCAGCGGCGGAGGGAUUGGCCCCCCCAGCGGUUACCCCGGCGACCCAUACAGCAGGUAGUCCUCCCAUUGGCCAAGAGAAGCAGAGCGUUGGCCGAUGGGUCCGGCGGAGGGCGCUCCUCAAAGCCUUAUCUCACAAAGAAUUGGGUGCUGCUUUGACUCUGCACAGGGUCUCCCGCCUGGACAAGAAGGGACACAAGAAGCCCACCUCACCCCUCCUCACCGUGAACGGCGUGCACUUCCUCCGCACUUACACAAACUGGACUGAAGCUGAAACGCGAUCAUUCCUCGUCAGAAAGGGCUUCUACUUGAACGGAGGCCAGUUGGCGCUGUGCUCCUCUCCACCCAUCUCUCUGUCGGUGUCCGCCUAAUGGAAGACAAGGUUCCUGUUUGUCAAAGUGCCAUGUCUGAGGGGGGAGGUUUCACUGUUGCACACACACAUUUGCUCCAACGUGCUGCAUUCGGUGCCAUGUGAUGUUGAAACUUGAUGUGGAAUCGUGUGUGAUUGAAGUGUUUAAAAAGUGAAUUCAGCACUACUUUAUUUUGAAGCCCGUUUUUGUACCGCGUGUAAUUAUGAUGUUUGAAAGGAGACGUGGAGUCAGAAGCUGGACUCCUGCAGGUGAUGGAGGAUGUUACUGCACCCACCCCACCUCCACCCCCACCCUCACCCUCACCUGGAGAAUCAAUCAUGACUGAACGGACUCUGAGACUGAACUGAAUCUACUGCAUGUCUGUCAGUAAUGCUGCAGUUCAUCAAACAAACAUCUUUCUUUUAUUUUCAAAGGCUGAAGAAGAGAGGAACAACUUCCUGUUUUUUUUACGGAGGUCAUCCAUCAAGCCCUCCUCUAACCCCCCCCCCCCAAAAAAAAAACCCCACCUGACCCGGUUGCACUAUUGUGUGUUUGGUGCUUGUGUGUGUGUGUGUGUGUGUGUGUGUGUGUGGUUCUAUUCCACUGCAGGAACCUGAGACCUGACCCCGAGGGUUCUCAUGUGGCUUUGCAGACGCAUGUUCUGGCUCGGCUCAACUCGUUUCCAUGACAACAGAGCUACCUGCCUGAAGGUGUGUCUCUAAGCGACGGCGCGUGGUGUUGAGCGGCUGUAAACACUCCUCCUUCCUGCUGUUAUUGAAGAAUCGCCGCUAACUAAGCGCUGCUGUGACCAACAUGUUUGAUAUCCUGCAUGUUCUUCACAAUAAAAGUCUCCUUUUAUUUAGUUAUUUAAAAGCUUUUAUUAUGAAGCAGUAAAAUCACGUCAUGUUGUGUUCUCAGUGAAGAGAGUCAGACUGCUGCUGAUCAGCUGAUUGUCGUCACAGGUGAGCUGUGUUCACUCGUCUGUCGAGCUCCGUAUUCGCACCUGUAGCUUUAAACAGUCGAGCCCCGCCCUCAGCGAGUCACCUGGGUGGAGCAGUAAGAGACGACAUGAAGCCGAGUCCUUCAGGACGGAGACUGCUGGUCCUGGACUACGUUACGUAUAUGAACUGUUUCCGUCUCAGCACUACUGAAUCACAGCUCAUGUUGGUGGGACUCGGCUCUGCUGUGUGUCAGUGCUGCACCUCGUUCUUAUUACACUAACAGCAGAAAGUCACUAAUGACACAAGUCCUGUUGGGCACAAGGAGCUGACACAGUCAAACACAAAAAUAUAUUGGUAAUUAAAUUAUAUGCUAAUAAACAUCAAGAACUUUAAAUGUGACAAACAGAUUUUUUGUUAUAAUUUGCUUCUAUUUAUUUUAAUUUGUUGAACCAUUUUAUUGUGUGAAUUUAUGAACAUAUUUAUGUAUUAUUGUGCAAAAUGUAAAGGGAAAAGAUAGAGAUAACUAACUACAGAAGUAAAAUAUGGAUACAUUAGUCAAUAAACUGGCAAAUUAAAUAAUGAGUAUUACAAAGAUAAAUAUUUACAGAAGUAAAACAAAUGUCAAGUUUUGUCACAUUUGAUGAAUGAAUCAUUU
Messenger RNA from Acanthopagrus latus (yellowfin seabream), 6411 nucleotides. It is a transcript of the gene ambra1b, whose product is annotated as autophagy/beclin-1 regulator 1b. The coding region runs from base 381 to 4526 and encodes 1381 amino acids. The transcript is spliced from 19 exons. Gene Ontology annotation, cellular component: intracellular membrane-bounded organelle. The record is from RefSeq and is a predicted model, not a curated record. NCBI's taxonomy places the organism in Eukaryota, Metazoa, Chordata, Actinopteri, Spariformes, Sparidae. Gene Ontology annotation, molecular function: protein binding. Gene Ontology annotation, biological process: autophagy.